This is a messenger RNA of Orbilia oligospora ATCC 24927, 2010 nucleotides long. RefSeq lists its product as uncharacterized. The record is from RefSeq and is a predicted model, not a curated record. The transcript has a single exon. Bases 1 to 2010 code for a protein of 669 amino acids. Lineage: Eukaryota; Fungi; Ascomycota; Orbiliomycetes; Orbiliales; Orbiliaceae.
AUGGCAAACCAAUCAACCCAUACCAGACUUGUGCUAAACCCAUCAGCCCCUAAUUUCAGUCCUAGAGGUUUCUUUAAACUCAAGGUAGAAGCCACGACGCCUACCACCAAUUCUACCGAAUCCCAAAGUAUUUCGAGCAAAACUCCCACGGCAGUAUGGGAUAACCUUUUGGACGGCGUAGAUAUGGCCCAACCCGCUGGAGCGAAGUGCCUAAAACUCCAGAAGAGCAUACAGAUUCCAUAUCCUUCUUCAGACACACAGCAGAGACUUGAAAGAUUAGUCUACUUUACGACGCGAGACAUCUUUAUGCAAAGUCCUUUCAGCUUGAUAACCCGUCUAUCAGCCAACAGCGCUAUUGACAUAAUCAAACGUCAUCUUCAUCCAAGCCAUCUAGAGCUCCUCCUUCGACAGUACAAGAUGGAUGAGUUAGUUGAAACCAUGGUUGAGAUGCAUGCCAAGCAGAUUUACAUUUCAACUCCAGACUCUAUCAAGAAAACGUGGCCAUGGCUCCUGAAUGGAAAUGUCUCUGAACAGGCCACCAUAGAGACUACUAUGCCUCAGGAUAAAACCAACCAGUCAAAUAAAAUACAACCCAGCUCCACAUUGAAAGGAAGACCGAGCAAUAUAGAUUGGGAUAAAAGGUUUUCACCUAACACGUUAUUGGCUAGCAAGAACCUUAAUAUUGUCAACACAUACACACACAGUGUUUUAGACGAUGAAGCUGGCAGUAUCAUGAGUUUUGACCCCUCAGGCGAAGCUCCCCGUUCUAUUGAUCCCGACAACAUAUACUUCCCAUAUCCAACGUUGCGUGCUAUCCUCAAAGAGACUCGGCGCAUUUUGAAAGCGGCAUUCUACGAGUUUACAAAAAAUUACCUUCCAGAGAAGCUCAACCACAGAGUAUUUGAAUUUCCAGACAAUAGCUCUCUUGGUCAAAUAAUUCUGAUGGUCCAGGAUACUAUGAAUAACAUGGAUAACAAUCAGUUUCCAGCGGAGACCUUUGCUAAGUUAGCGCGUCUCCGAGACAUAGAUUCAAACACCGACUGCCUGAACUCAGCAAGCGAAUUAUACGAUUUGGUCUCUAGGCGCCGAAAUAUCAGUAUUUCCGGGUUGUAUCCACUACUCACGAAUAUUUUGAGUUUGGUAGAUGCUCUUGGAGCUUCCAACUGGAGCAAGAAGCAACGUGCUCUGAAUAAAUACACUUCAGUUCUCACGGCGGAUAUUAAGCAGAAAUUCGAAAAGAUCCAGGGCCCUAUACGCACUACUUUAGAACGAAUCAACAAUCAAAGGGAGGCACUCGCAGUUGAAGAAGAAUUGGUUACUCAAAAAUACCGUCAGGAUGAAAAGGAAAUCCAGCGUCAUUUUAUACUCGACUCCGAAACUCUUCGCGGAAUUAUACUUUCCCAAGGGAGUGCUGUCUCGUACCCGGGCUUGGAGGACGCAAGAGGGGAUGGUGUUCAGAGCAUUUCAAUCAUCGAAAGGCCUACGCCCCAUACUUCCGAAAACACAAAACAACAGCGUGCGCGUGCGGCAACUGAUAAUAUCGAAACACCAAUUGCGAAGAUUUCCAACCUCCCAGCUCCACCUGAUAUAUGCGUUUGGGACCCACAAAAACAGCUAAUUGAUUAUCGUCCAAGCGGAUCCCAGCUGCAGUCAGGUACGCAGAAUGGGAAACGAGCGACUAGAAGACGUCCAUGGGAUGAAGCUUCAAUUGAUCUUGCCCUUGACGAAUUAAACUCUAAAGAGAACAUUUACUAUGCCGCAAAGAAAGCUUCACAAAAGAUUAGUGAAAAGGGAAAAGCGGGUUUUCAGACUGGGUUACAGUCUUCUAGACAUACUCUUGAAGUCGUGGUGCCAUCAAAACAAAAUAAGGCAAUCCCGAUCAAGAAGAUAGAGGAGCCCACCCAGAAACCAAAACCUAUUAUGAAGGCGGAGCCUAUGCCGAAGUACAACCCUCACUCCAUGGAAGGCAGCAAAGGUACACAAGAAACAGAUCUACUUAUAGAUCUUUGA